Molecule: messenger RNA, 4546 nt
Organism: Eriocheir sinensis (Chinese mitten crab)
Lineage: Eukaryota; Metazoa; Arthropoda; Malacostraca; Decapoda; Varunidae
Product: peroxidase-like
Exons: 17
Biological process (GO): response to oxidative stress
Molecular function (GO): heme binding; peroxidase activity
Source: RefSeq, a predicted model, not a curated record
AAGAAGAAGAAGAAGAAGAAGAAGAAGAAGAAGAAGAAGAAGAAGAAGAAGAAGAAGAAGAAGAAGAAGAAGAAGAAGAAGAAGAAGAAGAAGAAGAAGAAGAAGAAGAAGAAGAAGAAGAAGAAGAAGAAGAAGAAGAAGAAGAAGAAAUAAGAGUGAUUGUGAGAUUGAAAAUGAUGAUGAUGAUGAUGAUGGUGAAGGGACGAUGAUGCGUGUGUGCGUGCGUUCGUGUGUUAUGCUCGAGGCGGAUUUUUGAUACAGAAAAAAAUACGUGAAAAAAAAAACAAUGAUGGAAAAUCAAUGAAAAUGUUCCGUGAAAAUAAAAGGAAAUGAAUUAAAAGGAAAAUAUUUGUGAUUGUGAAAAUUUUAGGAAAGUGAAAGUUUGGAAUAGGGAAGAAAAAGAGGAAGAAAGAAAGAAAGAAAGAAAGAAAGAAAGAGAGAGAGAGAGAUAAAGGACAAUGAAAUAGGAAGAAGAAAAAGGAAAGAAAGAAAGAAAGAAAGAAAGAAAUAGAGAAAGGACAAUAAGAUAGGAAGAAGAAAAAAGAAAGAAAGCGAAAGAAAGAAAGAAAGAAACUGAGAAAAAAAAUAGAGAAAGAAAGAAAGAGACAGAGAAAGAGAAAGAAAGAAGAAAAGAAAGAAAGAAAGAAAGAAAGAAAUAAAAUAAAAUAUAAAUGAAGAAAAAUUUGAAGACGUAAAAAAAUAAAAUAAGUGAAAAACAAAACAAAAAAAAAACAUUAUUUACAAAAGUUAAGAAAAAUAAAAUUGAUUGAAAUAAAAAAGAAAAAAAUAUUUAUAAGUGAAGAAGUAUUAAACGCAUACUACUACUACUACUACUACUACUACUACUACUACUGCUACUACUACUACUACUACUACUACUACCAUGCCGGAAUACAGUGAAAUACCAGGCGUGUACAGCGAACAACCACGCCCCUUCACUACACUACGAAAAUGGCUACGCACUUAUAGAGCAGCACUUAUAGCGUUUCUCAUGUAAGUAUUAGUACUUCCGUGGCCCAGAAGAGACGAGCAUUGGUACACCUCACGCUGGGGCUCCACGAUGACCCCAGCCCCCCCUGACGCCCCCCCGCCCCCGGACCCCGACGCCGCCCCUUGGACAACCCCCGACGGCUCCACAUUCCCCCAGGGUGACACAUGGCAUUGGAACCGACGCCCUGACCCUCUUCCCCCCCGUGGUGAUGAGGACGUGAGCGAGGCCUUAGCAAUGGGGACCCGGGCGGAGGAGGCGAGAUCAUCCCUAGAGAAGAACAUGCAGGCUGGUAACAUCACCCUUCGACCGAACACAGCGGACUACAGACAUCAACACGGAUUUCGCAAGACCUUCCCGUUAGCCCAAAAUAUGUCCAGACUGGGCUACGCGAUGAACCACGCUACCCUCAGGAUCAAGGAGAGACUCAAACUACCUCGCUCGACCACCACUUUUGACGCACGCUGGCUGAAUGACCUCAUCUCCUCGCCCCACUGUGACCCGGCCCUCCUUCGACCCCACCCCGCGCCGUGUGACCCCAAGGAGCGAUACAGACGGGUUGACGGGUCCUGCAACAACAUAGAGAAUCCUACAUGGGGCGCAUCCUUCACGCCCUUCAGAAGGAUGUUGCCCAGUGACUAUGGAGAUGGCGUAUGGACCCCCAGGGAAGGAACCGCACAGAACAAGCUCCCAGGGGCCCGAGAGGUGUCAUUGGGUGUCCACGGGGGGAAGCGGGUCUCCUCACAAUCCUAUACGGUCCUUACUAUGAGCUGGGGGCAGUUCGUGGACCAUGAUAUCACCUUAACCGCCCUGUCCAAAGGCGCAAACGGGGACAGCAUAGCAUGUUGCACCAAGGAAGUGUUACAGAAUCGAACACUACAACACCCCGAAUGCUUUCCAAUCCCCAUCCCGGACGCCGAUCCUCUCUAUAAGGGAUCCAACACCACUUGCUUGGAGUUCACGCGCUCGGCCCCCGCCCCCGAGUGCAGGUUUGGGGCCCGCGAGCAGAUCAACCAGCAGACGGCUUACCUGGACGGGUCGGGGGUGUACGGGGCAACGCCGGAGGUGCUGGCGGGGCUGCGGGCUAUGAAGAAUGGCCUCCUCAAAUCGCAGGUCACUCUGGACGGGAGGGAGCUGCUGCCCGCCUCCACGGACCCCCUGGACGGAUGCAACAAAGAAGAGGAGUUCAAGUACGACAGGUUUUGUUUUGUUGCCGGUGACCCCCGGGUGAACGAGCAGCUUCUCCUGACGUCUCUGCACACCGUCUUGGCGAGGCAACACAACACCCUCGCGCUGGGCCUCAAGUCUCUCAACCCAGCCUGGGAGGACGAGCAGGUGUUCCAGGAGGCGCGGAGAAUCUUAAUUGCCCAGGUGCAACACAUUACCUUUCACGAGUAUGUUCCCAGCAUCCUCGGCCCCCGGUUCAUGAGUCACCUGGGGCUGAGUCCAAACAAGGAUGGUCAUCACGCGGGGGGGUACGAGGCGAAGUUGUCCCCAGGUAUUGCUAAUGAGUUCGCUGCAGCCGCCUUCAGGUUCGGACAUAGCCAGAUCCAGGGGCUCGUACAGCAGAUUGACGGGCCUGGGAAGAACAUCAACUUCGCUCAACUAUCAAGCAUUACGUUCAACCCGUUUUCUCUGUACAACCAAGGCGUGAUGGGAAACUACCUUAGAGGGGAGACUUCGCAAAAGGCGGCCGCUGUGGAUACCUAUUUCUCUCCACAGGUCACAGGGCGGCUAUUUGGGGGCUCUGGGGGGUCGAACGCUGGACCAGGCAUCGACCUCGUGGCCAUUAACAUCCAGAGGGGGCGAGACCACGGGGUUCCGGCGUACACCAGGGUGAGAAUGGCCUGUGGGUUGCCCCGUGUCCAAAAUUUCUCCGACCUCGCCUGGGAUAUGGACGGAGGGGCGCUAGGUCGGAUUCGAAGGGUGUACGGACACGUGGACAACAUAGACUUGUACACUGGUGGCCUAGCGGAAAGACCGGUCGAAGGGGGUCUGGUCGGGCCUACCUUCGCGUGUGUGUUAGCAGACCAGUUCCUGAGGCUGAAACGAGGUGACAGAUUCUGGUAUGAGACGCGUCAGGAACCACAGGCCUUCACGAGAGAGCAACUCGCGGAGAUCCACAGAACCUCACUAGCAAGGAUCCUCUGUGACAACGUUCCGGAAUUGGCGUCGGUUCAGAGGUGGCCGCUCAGAGUCUUCGCCACAGGGAACCCACGGCUGCCCUGUUCGUCCCUGUCCAUCCCCAGCCUCGAUUUAGACCCGUGGGAGGAGGACCCGGGGCUCUAACGGGGGUGGAGAUUAGGGGGUGAUUUUGGCAAGAUUUCGAGUUUUGGGUUUUGAUGUUUUUUUUGAUCUGUCUUAUUUGAAAUUGUUAGGGGUUGUUUUGGGCAAGAUUUCCAGUUUUUAGUUUUAAUGUUUUUUUGAUUUUUCUUUUUUGAAAUUGUCUGAGGUAUGAGAGAUUGGAGUGAGUGCGUAUUUAGGGACAGUUUUAGGCAAGAUUUCCAGUUUUUUGUUUUAAUGUUUUUUUGAUAUGUCUUAUUUGAAAUUGUCUAGGAUGUGAAAGAGGACACCCAAGUCUAUAUAUACCAAGUCAUGUCAUACGCAGGUUUGUGGGAGGAGACACGGCCGAGGCGUGGCUUAUGCGUGACACUGCUUGGAGCCAAACUAGAGAAUGUAGAAACAGGGAUUUAGAGAAAACAAAGAAAGGCGGACUAAUUUAAAUCAAUCACUUCAACAUGCCCUCCCUCACACCCCACACCGCCGUUUGUAGGCAUUGGAAUUACAGUCACGCAAUAGCAUAAUAAAAAAGGCCUAUUUUUUUCGUCAGUGGCUUGCCUGAACGCGCUGUGAAAGAAGACGAGAAUGCGCAUCCAGAGUGCACACACGGCCGCAACUUUAGUCACCCCUGAACUGGCGGGUAUUUUUUUUUUUGGCUCCAAGUGACGUCAUCCCGCUGCUCCGCCCCCAAACCGCCUCCUGCGCGUACCGGUCUCAGUUUUGAAGCAGUGACUUGACCUGGUAUAUAUAGACUUAGGGAAGAUCUAUGCAAGGCGAUUUUUUUGUCUGUGUUUGUAAAUCUAGAAUCUCUGUGUUUGAUGGUUAAAGGCUUAUAUGAAUUGGUUUAAACGUGAUAUAUUAGUUUUAUUUUUAAGAUCAUUAGGAAUACUUGAAGAUAUUGAUAAAUUUUAAGAUGAAGUAUAUGUAGGCUAUGAUUAUGAACUUAGAAUAGACAUAAGAACAUUUAACUGCCAUAUCUAAUUCAUUCUAAGGUGUUUUUUUAUAGUUAUUGUUAAAAUUAAGAAGUUUAUAUAAGUAGGUUAUUAUCAGAACCUUAAAAUUUACUUAAUAAGAAUGUUUAACUGCCAUAUCUAUUAAUUAUUUGGUGAUAUUUUAUGGAUAUUGUUAAAAUUAAGAAGUUUAUAUUAGUAGGCUAUGAUGAAAACCUUAAAAUUUACUUAAUAAAAAUGUGUAACUCCGAUGUUCAUGAAUUUUAAGAUGACUCUCGUACAGUUAAGAAAUGUAUAUAAGUACGAUAUUAUAGACACUUCGACCAGG